Ornithodoros turicata is the source of this 1876-nucleotide messenger RNA. Its product is annotated as peptidyl-prolyl cis-trans isomerase sig-7-like. Gene Ontology annotation, molecular function: RNA binding; peptidyl-prolyl cis-trans isomerase activity. Gene Ontology annotation, cellular component: nucleus. Gene Ontology annotation, biological process: protein peptidyl-prolyl isomerization. The transcript has a single exon. The coding region runs from base 95 to 1552 and encodes 485 amino acids. The record is from RefSeq and is a predicted model, not a curated record. Lineage: Eukaryota; Metazoa; Arthropoda; Arachnida; Ixodida; Argasidae.
GAAGUUUCAUCAUCAGACGACGCGAUUUGUUUUAGUGCGUGUUGCGAUUUCGUGACAAUAUUGCUAAUAUUUUCAACUCUGAGGCGAACUCGAGAUGUCUGUUGUCAUCGAAACAACCCUCGGAGACAUCACCGUCGACCUCUACACGGAUGAACGUCCCCGCACUUGCCAGAACUUCCUCAAACUCUGCAAACUCAAGUACUACAAUCUCUGCCUUUUUCACAAGAUCGAGCAAAAUUUCAUCGCUCAGUCUGGCGAUCCAACGGGGACAGGUCGAGGCGGCGAGUCCGUAUAUGCUAAGCUUUACGGCGAGCAAGCCAAAUACUUCGAAGCCGAAACAAAGCCGCGGCUGCGGCACACCAAACUCGGGACUCUUUCUAUGGUAAACAACGGCGACAACAUGCACGGUUCGCAGUUCUUUUUGACACUCGGCGAACGCCUCGACUCGCUUGACGGCGUUCACGGCGUCUUUGGUGAAGUCUCGGAAGGCGAAGAGACCCUCGCGCGUCUCAAUGAAACUUUCUGCGAUGCAUCCGGUAGACCUUACCAAGAUAUCCGCAUUACUCACACUGUUGUGCUCGAUGACCCUUACGACGACCCUCCAGGUCUCGACCCUCCGGACGCAUCUCCGAAAGUCACACCGCAAGCGUUACUCAGCGACCGCAUCGGAGCCCACGAAGUCAUCAACGACGCGGGUGGGAAGACCAUGGAAGAAAUCGAAGAAGAGAUUCAAGCCAAGGAAGCCAGGGCAAGAGCCACAAUCCUAGAAAUGAUUGGCGACCUUCCGGACGUGGAUGUGGCGCCCCCUGAUAACGUCCUUUUCGUCUGCAAGUUAAAUCCCGUCACAACGGAUGAAGACCUCGAGAUCAUCUUCAGCCGAUUUGGUGAAAUUAAAAGCUGCGAGGUUAUCCGUGACCGAAAGUCUGGGGACUCUCUCCAAUAUGCUUUUAUUGAGUUUGUGCGACAAGAAGACUGCGAGAAUGCGUUUUUUAAGAUGGACAACGUCUUGAUUGAUGACAGACGGAUACACGUCGACUUUAGCCAGUCUGUGUCGAAGCUGCGGGCUGAAGGAAAGGGCGGCGUGCAGGAGGCAGCCGAGAAGAUGCUCAAGGCCGCAGCGAGACCUCGGAGAGACGAUCGCUACCAGUUGAUCCUAAGCGAUGGUGGUGAUGAUGGUGAUAAUGAAAAGCAGAAAAAGCAGAGUGAAAAGAAACAUAAGAAGCCGAAGGAAGACAGGAAAGAACGACACGCGGAAAGAAAGAGAAGCCGUUCACCUCCCGGGAAACAUCGCGGCCCUAGAUACGAAUACGACGAAAAGCGUCGCAGUUCAAAGUACGAGCACGACGACAGUCGCGGCUCUAGGGGGAGCCACAGGUAUGAUCCAAGGCAUGAAGAAAGGCAGAGGUCAAGGUACAACGAGAGGCAUUACGUUAAAGAAGACAGAAGAGACGACGGGCGCAGGCCGACGAAAUAUGAGAGCAAACACAGGUCAAGGCAUGAUGAUGAUGGUUAUCGUCACACCAAAAAGGACUCCACUCGUCACAGACGGUGAUGAUGCACACACUUUAUGACAUCGGCAAAACAGAUUAUGUAUAGAGUGAACAGAUUCUUUGAGUCCCAGUCACACGGUGUCGUGGAGAUCUCGGAGGGGAGUCGCAGCCAUAUUCGCAACCAUUCCUUGGGAUACCACAAAAUUGGUGGUACCCCUUGGUACCUUUUUUGUUUUUUUUUUAAUGUAUAAGUAGUCACCUUUUGUGGUAUCCCGUGGUUUGAUUAAAAAUAUGGAAGUUGAAGCUCAUGGAAGAACACUUGGUCACCAAUACAUAUCCAUGUGUUUGUACAUACCGGGUUCAUUAAAGCACGCAGAAACCUUAUA